Molecule: messenger RNA, 742 nt
Organism: Aplysia californica (California sea hare)
Lineage: Eukaryota; Metazoa; Mollusca; Gastropoda; Aplysiida; Aplysiidae
Product: dehydrogenase/reductase SDR family member 7
Molecular function (GO): oxidoreductase activity
Source: RefSeq, a predicted model, not a curated record
GGAUACUUUGAGUGCCUGAGAACAGAGAUGGGCGAGCACAACAUAGACGUCACAGUGGUCUGCCCCGGGCCUGUCUUUUCAAAGGCUUUUAUGCACGCCGCAACAGGCACGGCGGGAGAGAGUCUCGGCAGAGAAAUGUCCAGUACAGAAAAGAGAAUCUCCACAGAACGCUGUGCGCAUCUGGUAGCUAUAGCAACAGCAAACAGGCUGCCAGAGGUGUGGAUCAGUCAGCACCCGUGGCUGGCUCUACUUUAUCUCAAUCAGUAUUGGGCUGAUGCAUGCCGAUGGCUGUUUCUCAGAUUUGGAACAGGCUACAUGAUGAAGAUGAGAGAUUGCCAAUGAGGAAAGUCAUCUUGAUUGAACUGUAUUGAUGAAACAACUGAUGCUCUGCAGUUCCGACUUCGGCUGCCAGACAUGUUCAAUAAUGGCUAAUGGUCAUCUAUCACUGAGUCAUUUCUACAUCUGGCUAAGGCUGGAGGAUAAUGCCGAUCUUGCUUACUCUACAGUUCUCUGAUUGAAAUACUUUGUAUGAUUUCUUAAUUUUAAAAAUCCAUUCAGUACAUGUGAUAAAUGAUAUAAUAUAAGUAUCUGUGCAGCUUUGUGUUCUAAUAAAGAAAGUAGAAUAGGAAAAUGCGACUGUAUAUCACAAAAUUUGCUGCACAACAUACAAGUGCAGUACAUCAUGUACAUAUAUUCUUUUGAACGAUGUGAGAAAUGCAAAUAGAAUCAUUUUUAAAAACUA